Messenger RNA from Nomia melanderi (Alkali bee), 4717 nucleotides. Its product is annotated as integrator complex subunit 3. The record is from RefSeq and is a predicted model, not a curated record. Gene Ontology annotation, cellular component: cytoplasm. Lineage: Eukaryota; Metazoa; Arthropoda; Insecta; Hymenoptera; Halictidae.
ACUGUGAUAUUUUUAUUGAAGGUUCAAACCCUCAAAGAGCGUGGAAAUACAUGUGUUAAAGAACAAAAAUAUGCAGAGGCUAUGUUCCAUUACACACAUGCAAUUAAACUUGAUCCGCAAAAUUACUCUUUGUAUAGUAAUCGGUCGUAUGCCUUCUUAAAAAUGCAACAGUAUCACUUUGCAAUGGAAGAUGCUUUAAUGACGAUUCAAUUAAAGCCUGAUUGGACCAAGGGUUAUUUUAGAAAGGCUGAAGUGGAAUCACAAACAUUUCGCUUUAGUGAAGCACUUCAGUCAUACAAUAAGGCAUUAUCUCUUCAACCAAACGAACCAACAAUUUUAGAUGCAAUGAACAAAGUAUCCAGAUUAUUAAUAAAAGAUAAAAGAGCUGAUCAACAGAUACCUUGGCUUGGAGCUGGUGUCGGUAUCAUACUAGGAGUAAUAGUCGUAAUUGCUGACUAUGUUUUUACAAAUAAACCUUCAUUAACGCAUCCCCUAUUGAUGGCCUUAUUGACAAUGUCUAUAGCAAUGUUAGGAUACGGUAUUGCAAAAGGAUUCCGCUACUUUGUGAAGUGUCAAAGAAAAUCACUAUUGGAACCACCAAUGGAUCUAUUUGGCGAAAAUAAAGAACAAAUUGAUGGUGUUGAUGCUGAAAUGAAUAAUGAAAAAGAAAAGCAUCCCAAGGGCACAGGGCUGAGGGCUGAGGGCUCGACAGAGCCUGGAAUAACGUUUACGGGACGGCCGCGGGCUAGCCCAGCAAUGGAACAAACGAAAACUCCCGCGUCCCGGCUACUCAGCACGAGUUGCAUAGAGAAUAAGGACGACUUGGAAGAGAAAUUUGAAAGAUGUUAUACAGUGCUUCAAAACCUGACUGCAGGACUGUCAGAAAAGGAAGCCCAUGAUACCUUGAACAAUGCUGUGUGUAAAGACAAAACGCAUGAAGAAGUUUCGUUGGGGUUGUUAGUGGUUAUUCUGACGGAUCCUCAAAGUGCUGCUAAAAGUUACAGAGACUUGACUUUAAUUACGCGAGAUGGUCUCGCAAUUGUUUUAGGACAUCUUAAUCAAUUAGUACUUGAAAGAUACCUGCGAUUAAAUGAUGUAACAAGAAGCCAGUUAUUAUGGCUUGUGAGGGAAAUGAUAAGAACUAGUGUAGCUGGUGUGGAUAAUCUUUGUUUAAGUUUGUUGAGGCAUGCUGCUGGUGGUGAUAUUUCGCCAAGAAACUUGUUUCUAGUUGAUGCCCUUUUGGAUAUAUUUCAAGAAAAUCGCCCUUGGCUAGAUAAGUUUCCCUUUUUAGUGGCAUCUAUUGUUUAUACCUAUCUGCGGUUAAUAGAAGAUCAUAAUGCACCUCAUUUAUCUGGAUUACGCCAAAAGGAAGUUACUUUUACUGUAUCUUUAAUAAGGGAACGCAUGGUUGAUUGUUUGGUUAUUGGAAGGGAUUUGGUACGAUUGUUGCAAAAUGUAGCAAGAAUACCAGAAUUUGAAGCACUUUGGAAAGAUAUGCUUCUCAAUCCAAAAUCUCUUUGUCCGAAUUUCAGUGGAGUUUUACAACUUUUACAAACUCGAACUUCUAGAAGGUUUCUACAGUCCAGACUUACACCUGACAUGGAAAGGAAAUUAGUAUUUUUAACAAGUCAAGUGCGUUUUGGUAACCACAAACGGUACCAAGAUUGGUUCCAAAGACAGUACCUGGCCACACCUGAAUCGCAGUCAUUAAGAUGUGAUCUUAUACGAUUUAUUGUUGGCGUGAUUCAUCCAACAAAUGAGUUAUUGUGUUCAGAUAUUAUACCACGAUGGGCAGUAAUAGGAUGGUUAUUCACCACUUGUACGUCAACUGUGGCUGCAAGCAAUGCUAAAUUGGCUUUAUUUUAUGAUUGGUUAUUUUUUGAACCAGAGAAAGAUAACAUUAUGAAUAUUGAACCUGCAAUUCUUGUUAUGCACAAUUCUAUGAGGUCUCAUCCACCUGUCACUGCCACGUUGUUAGACUUUUUAUGCAGGAUAAUACCAAACUUCUAUCCACCUUUAACGGAGAAAGUGAGGAAUGGAAUCUUUUCAUCAUUAAGGCAAAUUUUAGAGAAACGUGUUUUACCAAGUCUUUAUCCGCUAUUUGAUAGUCCCAAAUUAGACCGUGAAUUGAGAAGUAAAAUAAGGGAAACAUUUAAAGAAUUUUGUUUACCACCUAAUGCAGAUCUUGGUAAAAUGGAAGAACUUAAUAAGGACCUAACACCAGGAGUUCCAUUGGAGAAUGCAGGAAAUACAAGUAUUGAAAACAAUCACGUGAGUCAAGAUCCAGAACCGGCUUUCAGUGACGAAGAAGAAGAAAUGCCAUUAAGGAUAGUGACCAAAGUUGAAGAGGAAGACGAAGAAGAUGUUCCCUUGGCGAAUGUGAAAUUGAAAAACGAACAAAAAAAUGCAAAUUGUGUGGUGAAAAAAGUAGACAUUACAUCUCAAUUAAACUUAAUCUUAGAACCAGAAGAAUUAAGGACGGCUGUAGAAAGCUUGCACAGUGAAACGGACAAUGAAGUGAGGUGUCAAACAAUGGAAAGGAUAGUACAAAUGGUGGUAGAAGAUGAAAUCGACGCAGAAACUAUACCAGCAUUGGCUUCGUGCAUAUCAACUAUAUUAUCGUCACAAAUUACGUCCCAAAUAUUCCCAACGGAUAAUUUGAAUGAAGAAACCUUGACUGAUAGUAUAAGUACACCGUUGUUUGUUAUGUUUCGAAAUCAAUUUCAGUUAUGUAAAGAAGAGGACAAUAGGCGAAAACUCUUAGCUCGAGUACUUGCGGAGCUGCAAACUGUUCAACCAAGGAUAGGUUACCUAUUACUUUACUUUUUAAAAGUCUGGGGCAGAGAAGAAGAAAAGCGAGAAGGUGAACCAAGUAACGUAUUAAAUGAUGUUAAAGCAUCUGUAUAUAAAGAUUUCUGUGCGCAUCGAGAGAAAAAGUUGGAUGCAUGUUUAGUGUCAGAUUUGAAGCUCUGCCAUGAAGACAACAUAUUUAUGCUGUGUUAUCUUGUGCCUGAUGUAUACAUGGAAUUCCAAAAUGUGGCUCUAGGAAACGUACAACUCUUACAUUUGGUUGUAUCGACUGUCGAUGCUUGCCAACUCCAAGAAUUAGUUUGUCAAAUAAUGCAGGGGCACCUGAAGAUGUUAAAAAAGGAAUCAUUCACGUCACUGUUGACAGCUAGUUUAAAUUGGGAGACAUUUGAACAGUAUUGUUUCUGGCAAUUAAUUUUUGCCCAUGACUUCCCAAUUGAUUACGUACUGCCUGUUUUACCUAAAUUGCAAUUUCGCGAUCAUGCGGAAGCACUUACAUCGAUACUGUUUAUGCUUAAACAAGAAAAGCCGACAUUAGAACUUCUGCGACAAUUGCUUACACGACAAAAUGUGGAUGGAGACAUGUUCGUUGUCGCGGCAUUGCGCUACUGGUGUCGCGAUUACGAAGAGAAACUCGGUGAAUUGCUCGCAAAUCUUUUAAGUACUCGUUAUCCUGCUACUAGUCCAAACAAACGGAAACGAUCGAGCGGCAAGCACAAUCAGCAACCUGGUCCACCUUCCGGCGAACAAGUUCUCGGACAUCUAGAUCAAUUACGACAACAUUGCACAUCCUCCGCGGAGUUGCAGCUUUAUCAUUCCGAAGGGAUGCAAAGAGCUCUGCAACAAGCACAAGCGGCUAGUAGCGAUUCCUUAAGGAAAAGUUACGGAGACUUAUUUGCACUGGCGGAAGUAAAUGAAGAAAACGAACCUCCUCCGCCUCCGCCGACAAGUUCAGCACGAAAACAUGCGGCAGCUUCGGCUGGAGGUGGCGGAGGCGCUGGUAAAGGAGGUCAUAGAAAAACUGGUGCUAAUACGAGGGAAAGGUCUAGUUCGAAAAGGCCGCUUCCUCGGUAUCAUAUUGGCAGUACAUCCAGUAGUGAGGAGGAGGAAAUCGUGAACUUAAAACAAGCGAAAAAGAGAAAAAAGAUUAAUGCAGUGGGCUCUGACAGCGACUGACCACCCAGUGUCUUCAAAUGUCACAUGGACCACGUCACGUGUGUGCAGCAAGCUAAACUAGCCUUAAGAAUAGUAAGAUAAUAUAGUAUAUACAUAAUAGAUAUAUUUAGCGCGACUUGUAAAUAUAGUGCGUGUCCGAGAGUGAAUGCGAAACUAUACUGAUAAAUAAGGACCCUAGCACAUAUUUCGCAAACACGGUAUACAGGCAACGUUGCCAGGCUCUAUUUCCAUUUAAUUUCGUUAUUUGUGCCGAGCGCGUUCUAACGUGAAAUGUGGUUAGAACGCAUGUGAUAUUUAACGAGAGGGAAAUUUAUAAAUACUGGUUAUAGCUUUUCUAGGUAAACGCAUAUGUGACAGAUGAACUUGUUCGUGGGAUAGAUCUGUGUAUUCUAGACAUUCUCAAAGUUGUGAAAAAAGAAGAUUUUACCCGUGUGUCUGUCAGAUAAAGUUACCGAGAGGCAAGACUAGUCAUGAAUUAAAUUAUUUUCAUAUACUCUUAAAUGUAUAAACACAUGAAUUUAAGAGGGGAACACUGAAUCUGGCAACGUUGCGAACAGAGGGGGGUAAAGCGACACGAAACAUGUGUCUCCGUGAUCACUUUAUUUCUAGCAAAGGGAAACAAUCGUCGGCCAUCUUAUGAACAUUGUGAAGGUCGACGUCAAACAACAAUACAGGCACGAUUGUGCUUAGUUUUUACCAAUAAUUUGUUUAUUAAUUUUUCGACUAGUAUGGU